AUGGUGUAUGCAAUAAUAAUCCACUCGUCCGAAUGCCACGAGAAAUACUAUUUCAGCUAUUACUACGGGGAGGGGGAAAUUGAAAAAGAGAAGGAGAAAGAGAAGGAGAAAGAGAAGGAGGAGGAAGACGAAGACGACUGCGUUAGACAACGGACCAUUAUUAGGAGAGUCCUCGAAGAAAUAAAUUACUAUGAAAAUGGAAAAGAGAAAACAGAUAAUACGAUCAAGAAUAACAGGGAGAAGUAUCUGGAUUUGCUGGGCGCGUUCCUCUCAAAGAAUAACAGCGACGAAGGAAAAAUAGACGGUGAGGGUUUCUUCCGAAUCGUCGAUCCCUCCCUUUUCAAAAAUAGGAUUAACGUUCUGUGGAAAGUUUUGAACAAAAUUUGCUACACCCUGGUAUUCUAUGCCCACGAAAAUAUUCACCUGGCGGACUACUUCUUGCACACAUUUAUAAGCGCCCUGAGGGAGCAGCACGACGCGAUGAAGAGAAAGAAAUGCAAAAGUGACAUGGACCUUUUUCACCCCGAUACUGUGCUGGCCGUUCUGUACUUCUUCCUACCAAAAGGGCAACUGCUGCUGAUGAAUGAGAACCAUGCAAAAUUUCUGAACAGCCAAGUUAAGCAGUUCCUCGCGGAAAAGGCACAGUUAACCCCCAAGGAUUCCAAACUUGCUUAA
This is a messenger RNA of Plasmodium vivax (malaria parasite P. vivax), 675 nucleotides long. RefSeq lists its product as hypothetical. The transcript has 7 exons. Gene Ontology annotation, cellular component: late endosome; lysosome; cytosol. Gene Ontology annotation, biological process: endosomal transport; double-strand break repair via homologous recombination. The record is from RefSeq and is a predicted model, not a curated record. Lineage: Eukaryota; Apicomplexa; Aconoidasida; Haemosporida; Plasmodiidae. The coding region runs from base 1 to 675 and encodes 224 amino acids.